Mixia osmundae IAM 14324 is the source of this 846-nucleotide messenger RNA. RefSeq lists its product as uncharacterized. NCBI's taxonomy places the organism in Eukaryota, Fungi, Basidiomycota, Mixiomycetes, Mixiales, Mixiaceae. The record is from RefSeq and is a predicted model, not a curated record. The transcript is spliced from 2 exons. The coding region runs from base 1 to 846 and encodes 281 amino acids.
AUGGCUAGCCGCAUAAUCAAGCUCACAGUCCUCGCAUUGGCCGUCGCCUCGUUCGUCAACGCUCAGGCGCUUAAUGUGACAAGCGAAGGCUUGAAACUGCAAGUCCGCGGCACGACGCCAGAGGACUGCGACGAGUCAAAGAUGCCCACCGUUGCACCUGCAUCCGGCCAUGGCAAAGUACCGCUGACGCCGGUCCAUGGCUCAGUACCUCACAAGUCAUCCGAGCACAUACCGAUGCCGCAUGUCCCUACUAAGCCGAAGUGGCAACCCGAGUCUGCUCCUCAUCACGAGCCGGCUAUCGCUCAUAGUCCGAUGCCGAAGGCCGUCCACAAGCCAGCUUCAGCGCCCAUUCACAAGCCAGCUUCAGUGCACAUGCCCGCCCACAAGCCUCUGCCACAGAUCGCGCCUGCACCUGCGAAGAAGCCGCACCACAUGGCGCCCAGAGAAGCACACCACACUCACAAGGUGCACAAGCCCGCGCAUCAAUCAUCCAAGCCUCAUGUGCCUCUUCCUCUGCCGAGCCACAUUCCCGGUCACAAGAAUGCAUGCGACAUGCCCAUGCACUGCCCUCAACGCGUUCCUGCUCACGCUAUGCCAGUCUGCAACAAGGACAACGACGGCUGUGGCUCUUGUGGCUGGAAAUGCUCAACUGGCUACAAACGCGUCGGCAAUGCUUGCAAGGCGGUCAGCCCGGAGUGCGCAGACUCUUGUGGACCCAAGAUGGUCACCUGCCCUCGGCCUUAUGGUCAUAUGGGCAAGCCUGUCUGCGUCAGCGGCCAGUGCGCAAUCGAGUGCCCAAAGGGACAUGUCGUCGCCCACGCCAAUGGCCUCACCUACUGCAAAUAA